Messenger RNA from Salvia miltiorrhiza (redroot sage), 2190 nucleotides. RefSeq lists its product as uncharacterized. NCBI's taxonomy places the organism in Eukaryota, Viridiplantae, Streptophyta, Magnoliopsida, Lamiales, Lamiaceae. Bases 1 to 2190 code for a protein of 729 amino acids. The transcript is spliced from 3 exons. The record is from RefSeq and is a predicted model, not a curated record.
AUGGUUUACGUCACCAUUAGAGAGGAAUAUUCUUUACCCAAUGUAAAUGUGAACGUGGCAGGCAGUAGCUCGGCGCCCCUACAUGACACAACGCCACAUUCUGAAUCAUAUACUCCAGACGAAGAGUCAGAUGCUUCAGACGAAGAUGAGGAAGCUAAUUGUCGUGCUGAUUUGCUUCAGAGUAUGCAAACUGAAGAUAACGCUUGGAUGAGUCAGCCACCACAGAAAAACUUCUCGUCUAAUGAUCAGGCUAAUCGAGAGGAUCCUGACGGUGUAGAGCGUAUACAGGGCAAUUGGAUUAUUUCGGUUCCAGAACUUGAUAGUGUCCCAACACUAGGAUGGGAAGAAGUUCUUGCACCAGACAUUAGAAGCUUUGUAAAGGGUGCCUUAUUUCGGUCCAAGAAUGAGUUGAUUGUUGUAGUAGGAAUCUAUCACAUAGAAAAUCGAGUGGAAUAUGCCACCCAACGUUCUAGCAAGACACGUUUGGCAUUCGUUUGCAAGCAUAGCGAAGAUUGUUCGUUUAAGAUGCGUGCCAAGAAGGGUGAAUCAAUGUGGAGGAUUACAAAUCUGAUGUUGGAUCAUAGUUGCUAUACGGACUUGGAUCGAAGGGUUGCAAGACAGGUGACUGCAAAAGUUGCAGCUAGUUAUUUUGCUCGCAGAUUGGUUGCAGAGGGGUGUGUUUUAAGGCCGAAGGAGAUGAUCGAUGAGAUGCUUCGAUUACACGGGAUUAAAAUGAUGUAUAGCCUUGCUUUGCGAACGCGGAGCUUAGCUAUAGACAUGACAUAUGGCGACUUCGAAAAGUCAUAUCAGAGGAUCUCGUCGUAUCUGUACUUGUUGAGGGAGCGUAACCCUGGGACUAUAUAUGACUAUCAAACGACUCAUGAAGAUGUGUUCCUCCACAUGUUUGUUGCCCUUGGUCAGUGUAUUCGUGCAUUUGAAAGUUCUCUAAGGCCGAUUAUUGUAGUAGAUGGGACCUAUCUGAAGGGAAGAAAUAGAGGCGUAUUAUUUGUUGUUGUCACGAAGGACGGGAAUGAAAAAAUCUUUCCUCUUGCAAUUGGUUUGGGUCCGAUAGAAAUCUUUCCUCUUGCAAUUGGUUUGGGUCCGAUAGAGAACGAUGAAUCUUGGACAUGGUUUCUCUCUAACCUGCGUAUGUGCUACAAUCCUCCUGAAGGUCUCAUGAUUGUGUCCAACCAGCAUAAGAGUAUCCAAUAUGCUAUUGGGUCUGUCUAUCCAAAUGCAGCGCAUGGAUUGUGUUAUCACCACUUGCAUAAAAAUUUGACACGAAUUGGCAAGGAAGCAUUAAUCCACUUCAAGAAUGCGGCAUAUGCUUAUCGAGUUGAAGGUUUUGAAAAAUUCUUUUUAGAGUUGGAGUUGCAAAGCCAUAGCGCUCAUACGAGACUUUUCCUUAUUGGGGUUGAGAGGUGGGCUAGGUCGAGAAGUCCAGUACCUAGGUAUAGUUUCAUGACCUCUAAUGCUGCCGAGGUCUUGAAUUCUCAUCCACUGUGGGCAAGACGGCUUCCAGUAUCCUCAUUGCUUGAAACUUUUUGCACUAUUGUGGAAAAAUGGUUUGAUGAGAGACGGGCCAGCGUUAUGUCCAAACAACAUGAGUUGACAGAGGUGGCAUACAACAAGCUGGCGGUGCAAGUCGAACUCAGUCAUCACCUAAGAGUGUAUGAAACCACUACACAUGUUUAUAAGGUCGAAGAACGUGCCGAAUUAAAUGUGUAUGAUUUUGUUAGUGGCUAUUUCAAAACAAGCAACUUAAUCGAGACUUAUGAAGCUCCUAUUAGAGGUAUCCCACAUCCCGAUAAGUGGAAUGUUCCCUCAGAGAUCUCAUCAAUCGUCGUCCAACCUCCGGCUCACAUCCGUCAAUCUGGACGUCCGAGUAUGAGUCGUGCUAGGACUGCAUUUGAGGAUGAGUCGAUAAGAAGACAGAAACAGGUGUGUGGAAGGUGUAAGGAAACUGGUCAUAACAGGCGCGUUUGCACAACCCCUACCCCAAUAACUGGCAUCAAUUUGAAUGAACCUCCGGAAGAAAAUGAACCUCCAGAAGAAAAUGAACCUCCAGAAGAAUCAAACGGGGAUAAAGGGCAAGAAAGACGUCGACGAGCCAAGAAAUAUAGUGUUUGUCGUAGUUCGGAUCACAACAAAUCAAAAUGUCCGGAGCGCACAGACCAAGACAAUUCAUGA